Penicillium salamii is the source of this 507-nucleotide messenger RNA. NCBI's taxonomy places the organism in Eukaryota, Fungi, Ascomycota, Eurotiomycetes, Eurotiales, Aspergillaceae. The record is from the annotation of a GenBank genome assembly.
AUGUUACCAGCCCGGAGCUCGCGCGGCGUUCAGCUGCUGCUCCUUCUCUUUACACUCCUCUCGCUGGCUUCCCUAACCCUAGCUUCGACACCGACGUCGUUCUGCAAAUGCACCUGUUUCUCCAAUAGCACAAUCAUUCCCCUCGACCCAGCGAAAUCAGAAUCGAGCAUUGAUCACGUCCUCCGCUUCUCCGAGCGCGCCCCAAGCUCGGAGCUCGAACCCUCAGACGAACACACGAAGCGCGCGCAGAAAUACCGCUCACUAAGCUGCAACGACUGCAAUCGCAAGUUCUGCCUGGACUACGAGCUGCCGAUAUGCAAGGGCGCGAAAGAGGAUGAUGUGUUUACGACUUGCUUCCAACGAGACUCGAAGAAGGAUGAGGCGGUGGUUUUCAUUUUCAUCUUUGCUACGGGGGGAUUGUUGGCUUGGGCGGCUUGUAAGCCGUGGAUUGAGAGAUACGUUGAGGUAGGUUGGCCCCCCUCGGCUGAUGGUAGACUAUCGGACUAA